AUGGAUAGGAUGCGAUUAUUAUCUAUGCAGUUACCACCUAACAGCAACAUUAAUAGUAGUACUGGAAAUACUAAAGGAAAAAUAUCAUUCAUAAAGCGUCUAGCACUUGGUUUUAUAAUUUUGGCAGGUCUAGGACUGCUUUAUGUACCAGCAUAUCAUUCAGCACAAGGACAAUUUUCUGGUUUUGGUGAUAUUUCAUUACCAGUAGGAACUUUGGGAGGUACAGAUCUCAUAGCAUCUAUAGUUCAAUUACGUGGAUGGAGUUAUAAUACAUCUCGAGAUGUAUCUAUUUACAUACAUCCAGAAAACACAACAGUUAUUCUAACUCCAAAAAGAAUUUGUAACAAUACAUCAUAUCUAAUUAUUCUUAUAUGUUCUGCAGUCGGAAAUAUAAAUGCAAGAAUUGCUAUUAGAAAUACAUGGGGUAAUCAAAGUUAUUUAGAUACUUUGUAUGGUUCUUCUAUUAAAGUUACAUUUCUUUUAGGACAAAGUGAUAAUGAUACACUUAAUAGCUAUGCAGCAGAUGAAAAUAAUUUGUACAAUGACAUAAUUCAAGAACGUUUUUAUGACACAUAUAAUAAUUUAACAUUAAAAUCUGUAAUGUUAUUAAAAUGGGUGAUAUCGAAUUGUGAUAAAGUAAGGUAUAUUAUGAAAACUGAUGAUGAUAUGUUCGUAAAUAUACCAACUCUUAUAAAAACUUUAAGGGAACGACCCAAAAGUACUGGAACUUUAAUUGGUUCACUUAUUUGCAAUGCGAAACCUAUAACCGACCCUAAAAAUAAAUGGUAUACACCCAAAUAUAUGUAUUCGGACAGAACAUAUCCAAGCUACUUAUCAGGUACAGGCUAUGUAAUGAGUUCGGAUGUCGCUUUGCGCCUCUACAAAGCUGCACUUUCAAUACCAGUUCUUCAUUUAGAAGAUGUCUACAUCACGGGACUUUGUGCAAAAGAAGCAGGACUCAAACCUGUUAAUCACCACGGUUUCAGUUAUAUACCACGUAAUCUCGAUAUCUGCUCACUACGCGAGACUAUCACGGCCCAUAAAGUAAAUGCUUCGAACAUGUACACAGUGUGGAACAAACUUAAAAAUUUCUCGACGAACUGCAAAAAUUAUAUUAAAACUGCCAAAAACACGCCGGUUAGUAGAAUUAGCAGAAAUAUUGGCUACUUUUUGCUCAAGGGUCGUAUACACAAUAAUAGAUGCAUUUAAAGUUUGAUAAUAUUUUUAAAUGAAUCACCUACUUACGCAGCUGUUCAUUAAUGGUUAUGU
Molecule: messenger RNA, 1269 nt
Organism: Ceratosolen solmsi marchali
Lineage: Eukaryota; Metazoa; Arthropoda; Insecta; Hymenoptera; Agaonidae
Product: beta-1,3-galactosyltransferase 1
Exons: 4
Coding region: 1-1209 (402 amino acids)
Biological process (GO): protein O-linked glycosylation
Cellular component (GO): Golgi membrane
Molecular function (GO): hexosyltransferase activity
Source: RefSeq, a predicted model, not a curated record